Molecule: messenger RNA, 4258 nt
Organism: Lutzomyia longipalpis
Lineage: Eukaryota; Metazoa; Arthropoda; Insecta; Diptera; Psychodidae
Gene: Tmem63
Product: calcium permeable stress-gated cation channel 1
Exons: 4
Coding region: 158-2467 (769 amino acids)
Cellular component (GO): plasma membrane
Molecular function (GO): calcium-activated cation channel activity
Source: RefSeq, a predicted model, not a curated record
GUGACAAGUUUCAGUGGGUUGCCAAGUAAAUAAGCAAAGUUCGUGUUUUUCGAUGCCCCAAUUUUUCGUGUUUUUUGCCAAAAUUCGUGAUUCUCCUGCCCGAGUUUGUGUACAAAAACACCCCAAAAGUGACGCCCUGUGAUCGUGCACGGCGAGGAUGGACAUGCUGAAGCAAUUCAGUCCAAAUAGCAAUGCGUGCUUGCAGCAGAACAAGACGACGCUCAUUACGAAUUUGUACGAGGGCAUUCCGGAGACGUUGAUCCUCAAUAUCAUCGCAUGGGUCUUCCUCAUGAUCCUGUUCGCGGUGCUGCGUCAGCAGGCGUGGGACUACGGCCGGUUGGCGCUGAUGAAUUCCACCGGCGACAAUCGCCGAUGGACGCAGCUCUUCUACGCGCAGGGCAGCGACGAGGGGGCGGCCGAUGAGAGUCGUCAGGCCAUCAAUGGGGCAGCGGCGCGAAUGUCAAGCUCCAGCAAUGAGGCGGGCACGAGCAAUGGGCAGGCAAGUAAGCGCAGCAGUGCAGGCUCAGCGGGAGCUCCCAUCGACAGGGGCUUCCUCUCGUGGAUCCCUGUAACGUUGCGCCUGCGAAAGGAGCAAAUUCUGGCGCACAGUGGUCCCGAUGCGCUGCACUAUCUCUCCUUCCAGCAGCAUCUAAUCGUCGUGACGGCCAUCAUUACGCUCGUCUCGAUCGUUAUUAUUUUACCAAUUAACUUUCACGGCAACCUCAUUGGGGAUGUGAAUACAUUUGGGCACACAACUGUGUCCAAUCUCGAUCCCUCAUCCAGCGUUCUGUGGGUCCACGUGAUCUGCGCCAUUGCCUUCGUGCCACUCGUGGUGCUCACAAUGAGGCGCUCCUCGGGACGCUAUGCGGGCAAAGUGGCCCCAACACGCACCAUCAUGGCGCAGGACAUUGAUGCACGCGAUAGGAAUAUCGAGAAUAUCCGCGGCUACGUCCGGGAACUCUUUCCGGACAUUGAAGUCGAAGAGGUGCAUCUCACCUAUAACAUCACCAAACUCAGUGCUGUUGUUCAGGAGUACGAGAAGGUGAAGGAUGCCCGGAUGUACUGUCAGGCCCACAAAACCCGUGGGAUUGAUGUGAAGGUGUACCCGAAUUGCCUAACUUGCAAGGCAAUUGAUGCCCUUGAGUACUACUUGGAGCGGGAAUCACAGCUGGCUGGGGAAGUGGCCAGACUGAGGGCAAGUGCAGUCAAUGAUCCACUGGGGAUUGCCUUCAUUACAGUUUCCUCCGCUGAGGCAGCUCAGAGUAUUCUCAUUAAUUUCCGCCCCGGAACGUACCGGGAAUGGACAAUGACGUACGCACCGGCGCCAUCGGAUCUGUUCUGGGAGAAUCUGAGCGUUAGUACGCGUCAGUGGUACUUUAAGUGGUCCGUUGUGAAUAUCAUCUUGUUCCUCUUUCUCUUCUUCCUCACAACACCCGUACUCAUUGUUAACAUGCUGAAUUCGGUGGCCUUUAGCAAGGGUGCAGGGAAGUUGAGUCCACUCAUUUCGGAGUUUCUGCCCACGUUGCUUUUGUGGACGUUGUCGGCUCUUAUGCCGGUUAUUGUGGCAUAUUCGGACAAGUGGUUGUCACAUUGGACACGUUCCAAGCAGAAUUACUCCAUCAUGACAAAGUCCUUUGGUUACCUCCUCUUUAUGAUCCUCAUUCUGCCCUCAUUGGGCUUGACGAGUGCUCAGGCAUUCCUGGAGUGGACACUGCAUUACUACGAGAAUGGGACGUACAGGUGGGAUUGUAUCUUCCUCCCAGAUCGUGGUGCCUUCUUCGUGAACUACGUCAUCACAUCGGGAUUCAUUGGAACGGGUUUGGAGUUGAUUCGCUUCCCUGAGCUCAUUGUCUACAUGUGGAUGCUGUGUACGGCAAAGUCUCAAGCGGAAACGCCGCAUAUAAGGAAGUCAAUUGUCGUUGAAUUCCCAUUUGGUAUUCACUACGCUUGGAUGAUUAUGGUGUUUACAAUGAGUGUUGUCUACAGUCUGGCUUGCCCCCUCAUUAUGCCUUUUGCCAUGAUCUACCUGCUACUGAAGCACUUCAAUGAUCGUCACAAUCUCUACUUUGCCUACAGGUAUAGCAACAUGAUCAGCCAAGGUGGUGGUAAAAUCCACUCAACGGCUGUAACAAUGACAAAGUUCUCCGUUGUGCUGCUACUAAUCAUCAUGGCGGCACUGGCUGGUGUUAGGUCCGCCGGCGUAGAUGCACGAGCUGUGGUCUUGGUGAUCUCCCUGUGCGUCACACUAACCCUCUUUGCCUUUAUGUCACCCAUAAAGCGCUGUACGACGCGUCCGCCGACGAUUGUCGAAGCAGAGGGUCCAGCACCCAUUUACACGCCCGACGUUCUCACGCAGCGCCUUCCGGAGCCACCAACGAGUACACCGUCAACGAGCUAUGGCUCUGGGAGUGCGCAUUCAAUCAUUGUGGACGACCAAGAGGUGCCCAUUCGAACGGUUUCAGCUUGAGCUCCUCUCCUUCAUCUCUCAGCACUUUCAGGUAUUUUAUUUUCUACAAAAGUUUAUUUUUUAUAAAUAAAAGAAAAGUGAUUUUGGAGAAAUUUUCUGAGGGGUUCAGUUGCUUCAAAGAAGUUCAAUUGAAGAGAGGAAAGAAGUUCUAUUGCAGCUUAUUUUACAUGUUUUGACAUAGAAUUGAUUGAAAAAAUAGACAAGUUUGAAUUAAUGAGGAAUUGUCAAUUAAAUUUUAACAAAAAACCGAAGAGAAAUUCAAGAAAAUCAUUAAAAUGAGCGGAAAAAUGAAAUUGAGUAAUAUAAAGCGUGGUUUGAAGUUCUGAGUUGUUGUUCCUACAUAAGAGUAAUGGCAUAAACAUCUCAAUUCAAUUUUUUUUAAAGUUUUUAAAUUAUUUUACAAACUUUUAAAUUACUUUUAACUGAAAAUGCUGCAAAAUUUAUUUUCCUUUUCAAAACCUUUUUAUUUAUAAAUGAGAAUUAAAUUCAUACGUUGCUCUUCAAAACAUUGAGCAAUUAAAUAAAGAAUAAACGAAUUAUUGAGAUAGAUUUUCAUUUAAUUGAAUUAAAAAAAAAGAAAGAAAGAUAAAAAAAAAUGUUGAUAAAAAUUGAAAAAAAAAUAAAUUAUAAAUGUUAGAAAAUUGACUGUUUUUUUGGUAUUUUUAUAAAAAGUUUUCUCUUGUAGAUCUCUAAAGAAAUUGGCGCAUAAAAGUCUUCUAAAUAAUAUUUUUUAAAAAAAUGCUUCUUUGCUUUAAGAAAAAAUAUUUUAAAUAUUUUCUUUAAAAUUGACUCAAAACGAAUUUUCUUAUGACGGCAAUCAUUUUUUCUAAUUCCUUUUAAUCUCUAAUUCUUUCUUUUAAAGGGAACUUUGUACAUUUUUUUUGUAAAAGAAAAUUGUAUUUUAAAAAAACGACAAGAAAAGAAAAUCAGAAAAAAGAAGCUUUGAGAUGAAGAAAAACAUCCAAAAGUGAAGAAGUGAUUGAGAAAUAAUUUAAAGAAUAAUUAAAGUAAAGCAAAAUCACUUAGAAUUGUUUUAGAUAAAAGAAAAUAGCACGAGAAUUAAUUUAUUGUAAAAUAAUCAAUUUUUUUCUUUUAUUUUAAAUUUGUGUUUGAGCUAUUUUGUCGUUUUGCAUUUAAAAGAAAAAAAAUAAAACAAUUUAAAAAAAAUUUUAGACAAUGAUUUUUAAAGAAAAAUUAAGUUUUUUUUAGAAGUUUUGGUUUUUUAUCUAAAAAAAAAAUAAAAGAAAUUUAGUAAAAAAAAUUUUCAGGACAAAAUAAAUUCUUAGAAAGAAAUAAACAAAAAAAAUUUUUAAAGGUAGUUAAAUUAUCUCAGCACAUUGUAGGAAAGAAGCACUGAAAAGAAAAUCACGUAGAUAAAUUAAAAAAAAAAAAAUAAAUAAAUUUCUGUCCUUUAGUAUUAACAAUCCCUCUAUCUCUCCCAGAUGAGAAAUAAAUAAUUAAAUUAAAAAUACUUGCAAUAAUGCUGAGAAGGUAGAUUUUACAACAAACACCACUAAUAUGUGAUUAAUUAAUCCAAAUCAAUAUUAUUUUUUAAUUUAUUUGUUAACUAAAAAAAAAAUUCUCCCAGUUUGGAAAUUUUGCAAAUUUUAUCGAAAAAAAUGGAACUAAAGCAAAUUCUAAAAAAAAGAUCUUUCAAAGCUUUUUUGGAAGUUGAAAAAAAAAGAAGUUUGAACGAAAAGCCGGCUGUAAAUAUAUUUUCUAUAACCUAUAAUAAAAAAAUUAUAUUAAGGGCUAUAGCUGAGAAAAGAUUAAAAAAUAAACAAUUUACAA